Radiomyces spectabilis is the source of this 1260-nucleotide messenger RNA. RefSeq lists its product as uncharacterized. The record is from RefSeq and is a predicted model, not a curated record. Gene Ontology annotation, molecular function: N-acetyltransferase activity. Lineage: Eukaryota; Fungi; Mucoromycota; Mucoromycetes; Mucorales; Radiomycetaceae. The coding region runs from base 21 to 1094 and encodes 357 amino acids. The transcript has a single exon.
UUUAGAGUUCUCCAUCGGUCAUGUCUGGUUCAGAAACGAAUCAAGAUUCAGAAAAUGCGUCGCGACUAGUACUUCGAACCUAUCGAGCCACGGACCAUGACUACGUUCUGCAUGUGUUUUACUCGGCCGCAUUUGGGUUGGUGCCUGAAGGCAUUAAGCGCAAACUCAUGUCCCCCGUUUUCUGGACCAUCUGGUUGACCUCAUGUUACUGUCUGGUCACCGUUGUGCCUGCGGUGAUAUCGGGUGCUCAUUGGCCACGGUGGAUUCUGUGGUUAAUGAGGAUUGCAUUGGUUCUGGGGUGGAUUUUGGCAGCCUUUGUGGUCUUGUUUAUUUUCACCGAUCGUUGGGAGGUGGUGGGUCACAUUGAAGAAGCACAACAAAACGAUCUCAGUGAUCCGGAAGUAUACUAUUUGAAUUGGGUCAAAAAGGAAGUCAUCGUAGACGAUUCCCCACCUGUUAAACCGUCCUCAUCGUCCAACAAGAAACGGGUCACCUUUGACAAGAGCGCAAAGCCUGCCACGGAAAUGGUACGAACACUGCGGCCCGCCAAAGAACAAACCUUGUCUCAUUUUUGGGUGUUGGCCAUGGAUAACGUUCCCAUUGGGAUGGUGGGUUUGGCGAAUUACCGUGAGAGGGUGUACGAUAAUCGCAUAUCGAUACCCUCUUUGUGGGACGCCUUGAGGGAAACGGUGAGUCGAUGGAUCCCAUGGUUAUCCUCGUCUAUCGUGGCCGAUCGCGUGGUGGUCGACGAGGACGAUGUGCAGGACGACAAGCGUGUCUUUGCGGAACCGCAUGCUCCGAAAUCCGCUACUUUACAGCGACUGGCCGUGAAACCGGAUUACCAAGGUUGCGGCUUGUCUACGUUACUGAUCAACAACGUCAUGCUCUGGGCUCACAAGCAAGGAUUAGAAUCUAUUUAUGCAACGACCAACGAAAUGCAACAAAGUGCGCAAACCAUUCUUCACACUCGCCACGGGUUCCAAAAAAUCAAGAAAACACGAAAGGGAUGGCUUGGUCAAUAUGAGAUUGUCUGGAAAUGUACCGUAGACCAGUGGAUGAAAGAUCACGAAGACUUGGCCAAACAAUUGCUUUAAGAUAACUCUCACCCUUACUUGUCGCUGGAAUGAUCGAACUCUUAUUUCACGUUUUGCUCACUACUCCCUCCCUUUCCCAACGUUGUGGCUUGCUUAUUUUUUUGUCAUCUAUUCUUUUUCUUUUUGUUCUCAUGUAAAUAAAACUGAACCGCUCAUAGAUAACUAA